CCAACAAGGUGGGGAGACCAUCGAUGAGGGAGAAGUAGUGGAUUAGAGGACGUGGGGGAGUUGGGGAGCUGAACCUGGGUCUCGUGAGGGUAUAGCAGCCACCACCCUCUCCAUUGGACCACCGAUAGCGACAGUGAACACCCGGCUUCCAAGUCUGUGCACACCAGCAAGUUUGGUUUAUGUUUGUCGUGGUGGGUCCUUGCGCCCAGCACUGUGGCCUGCCUGCAGCUUACCACUUACACCCUAGCCUGACAACUUUUUCUCAUUAUAUCCUCAGCUGCGCUUAUUGCCACGCUGAGUGUUUUGAGCAACAGAGGAAGUGUCUCUUCACAGCCUGCAGCGGCAUGGCGUCUGUGCCGCAGACGCUACACAUAACCAAAACGCAGAGACAACAGCAGCGGCGGGGAGCCGGCCUCAACACAGCUCACGAGUGCUACUUUGAUAACGCAGAAUUGGAACAACCAAUGCGGUACAGCAGUAAGCUGAUGAACAGCAUCUGGGGUCAGUACAACAAGAACUCCGUCCACAACUUCAAGUCUCUUCAGUGCGGAGGUGUAGCGGCCCCCGACACCCAGGAGGUCCAGCUGCAGCAGGCGCCUCCCACCACCAGGGAGGUGUUACAGCAGCGACUGGAAGAACUGGGUAAAGCGGUGGCCACCAAUUAUAUGGACAACCUGCAUCAGUACUAGCAGUGCCAAGCCGCCAUUCUGCCACCACAACCAACACCACUACUAGUGCUAUUACCACCAAUAUGAUAACACCACAGGCCUGUCCCAUCCCUUCACCUCCCCACUCGCUUUGUUGCUCCCUGCAACUUUAAUAGAUUAAUUACUGACUAGCCAUCUACAUCAACCUAUUAGUUUAACGUCAUUUGCUGCAACUGGAUAUUUUAUCCAAUGUGCGUGCCAACUCUAGCAUCCCAGAACUACAUCAUCAUAUACUGAAGUACGAAAAAGCACAAAAAAUUCAAUUCCUCGCUAAGAUGCGGCUCACUGGUAUGCGCACCGUUACCUUAAUGAUAAAAUAAUUCAUGUAAUUACAGCACCAGAACUAAAGUUGUAGGGAACCAACAAAGGCAGGUCAUGUACAUACGAGCAGCUAACUUAUAUUGGUUCAGACCUCACACUCUGUACUAUGAUGCCCAGCUUUCAAAAAAGGAAGACCACAUACAACAAAUACUAUUACACAGGCGACCAGUACUGUCAAUUAGUAACUCUUUUGUAGCAAAAAAAAAAAAAAUCUCUGCACAAAAAUGCACCCAUCACAUUACUUCUUAAUUCUGUUAGUUUCAAGAGUAAUGGAAUUUGUUGAUGAUAAUGAGAGAUUUGGAAUGGGCGGAGGCGAACUGUUACAGAGUUGUCGUUCAUAUUAUGGGUAUUCUGCUCGAGGUGGUCAAACUGCCUGCAGUGUGGCCACAACUAGGGAUGUACAGGAGGAACCUAGGACCAAAACUUAUCGUGACACUCAUAUUACACUAAGAGUCAACCUAACAUCAGUGUAAUCAAACCAAACCAGUGCUUGUCUAGGGUAGAAGCAGUAGGAUCUUCAAGGGAAUUUUAGUGUUGCAUUCUACAGGAGGUAGUAGGUAAACAUUGUUUGCUGAGACUCUCGUACAGUGGUGUCCUGAUAAUGUCUUGUUCCCAGCGCUCUCCUCGCGGCAACGGCUCAGCUAACCAGCUGAUGUAGAGAUCAUAAAAAUAAAAAUGUAAA
Molecule: messenger RNA, 1710 nt
Organism: Cherax quadricarinatus
Lineage: Eukaryota; Metazoa; Arthropoda; Malacostraca; Decapoda; Parastacidae
Source: RefSeq, a predicted model, not a curated record